AUGCAAUCAGUUCAUCCAACUCAAUCAAUACAACAAUCAUCCUCAGUUCAAUCAACAUCAACUCAAUCAACGCAACCAAUGCAUUCUCUUCAACUUUCUUCAGCAGCUCAAACACCUACUACUAUACAAUUGCCAUUCCCACCUGAAUUGGAACCAUACCAGACAACUCAUUCUUGGACAAUUCGUGGUUUCCAAGAUUUGACUAAAUUGAUGUAUAAUGAUGCUUUUAUAUAUAGUGAUAGAUUCAAAUCGCCAAGAGGUAUAAAUGAUACAUGUUAUUUAAAUCCACCACAACAAAUUUGGGAUCCAGCAUCACUUUUCAAUGAUAUUAAUGACGAUAGGGAUUCUGAUUAUGUAUGGAGAAUGAAAAUGUAUCCAAAUAAAUAUCAGAAUGAAAUUUCUUUGUUUCUAGAAGCUAUUCAAACACCUUUCGAAAAACAAAACUAUUCUUCAAAAGAGAUUCCACAAUUGGUUUAUGUAUCUGAUAGAUUUAAAUGGAAUUUCGAUUUACAAGGUGUAUGUGUUUCUUAUGGAGCACACUCCAUUGGGACGUUUCAAGAUCUUUUUCAAGAACGUGUUAAUAAUGGUGUUGGUAGUGUUGACAAUUAUGAUGUUGCUAAUAAUAACAUUGAUUUUAUAAGUGAUAAUCCUAAUCCUUGUCCUACAUCAUCAUCUCCAUCGUCCCCUUCUUUAUCUUCGCCUUACACUUCCAAUCCAUCUAAUAUAAGAACAAUUAAAGCUCACAAAAUAUUACUUUCACAACGUUCAGAAUAUUUUGAUAGCAUGUUCAAAAGUGGUUAUAAAGAGUCUACAUUGAAGAGAAUACCAAUUAGAAGCACAUCAUAUGAAGUUUUCUACAUAAUAAUAUCUUAUAUCUACUCAUUAAAACUACCAGAUAAUAAUGACAUCGAUCAUGAUGAUAACAGCAACAAUAUAUUAUUAUCAUACGAAAUAUUAAAAGAAAUUUAUAUUAAUGCUGAUAUGAUGCGAUUAGAGCAUUUAGCAAAAUUGGCUGCCGAACGAUUGUCACAUAUGGUAAAUUGUGAUACAUGGGAUCAACUGUUGAAGAUUACCUGGCGAUUAAAUAUUGCACCAGCUAGUAGAUUACAAUUGAAAAGGGUGAUCUUGGAGUAUGUACAUAAGAAUUGGUCACUUUUAAAGGCCACCGAGAAUAUGAAGAAUUUGAUUGCUACUUCUUCUGUUGAAAAUAUUGAAGAGUUGAUGGAAACUAAAAUGUUUGGUGUUUCUAAUUGA
Entrophospora candida is the source of this 1254-nucleotide messenger RNA. NCBI's taxonomy places the organism in Eukaryota, Fungi, Glomeromycota, Glomeromycetes, Entrophosporales, Entrophosporaceae. The record is from the annotation of a GenBank genome assembly.